Triticum aestivum (bread wheat) is the source of this 1140-nucleotide messenger RNA. Its product is annotated as tyrosine--tRNA ligase 2, cytoplasmic-like. Gene Ontology annotation, molecular function: tyrosine-tRNA ligase activity; ATP binding. Gene Ontology annotation, biological process: tyrosyl-tRNA aminoacylation. Lineage: Eukaryota; Viridiplantae; Streptophyta; Magnoliopsida; Poales; Poaceae. The transcript has a single exon. Gene Ontology annotation, cellular component: cytoplasm. Bases 1 to 1140 code for a protein of 379 amino acids. The record is from RefSeq and is a predicted model, not a curated record.
AUGGACAACUCAGUCGAGGCGACAACUCAGAUCAGCACUGCAGGGUAUGCUGUCGAGAUGAGUUUGGAUGAGAGGUUUGCGACGAUGAGGAGCAUCGGGUUGGGGAGCAUCGACGAGGAAGAGGAGCUUAGGGUGCUACCGGAGAAGAAGGUCGCUCCUAUUUGCUAUGUUUGGUGCGAUCCCUCUCCAUCGGUACACAUUGCCCAGGGGAUCAUGAUGGUGCUCAAUGUCAACAAAAUGGUCAAAGCUGGCUGCAGGGUUAAAAUCUUGAUGGCGGAUUGGUUUGCUCAUAUACACAACAGAUUCAGUGGUGAUAUGAAUGAUAUUCAGACUAUUGGAUGUUACAUGAUUGAGGUAUGGAAAACAGCCAGCUUGGAGCUUAACGGGGUAGAGUUCGUGUGGUUGUCGGAUGAAAUAAAUCGCCGUCCACAUGAAUACUGGACGCUUGUGAUGGAUGUUGCCAUAAAUAACACCGUGGGGAGGAUGAUAAGGUGCUGGGACAAGACCUUUGAAUAUGCACUCGGGGUGUACGGAAUGCCUGCUGACCCAUAUGACCGGCCUGAUGUCGUGGCUAAAAUGAUCUUUGAACCUUGCAUGCAAUGUGCUGCUGUAUUACUCCCGAAGGCAGACAUAUGGCUGUUGUCCAUGGAUCAUGACGAGGAUCUUGAGGAGGUUCGCGAGCUAACUAGAGAGUACUGCAAAGACAUGAAGGGUGAAAAUCAACCUAUUAUUCUGUCCCAUAAUAAGCUCCCCGAUUUAAUAGAGGACGAUGAAUUUGGUAAUAUAGGAGAUCCAGCUUGGGCCAUCUUCAUGGAAGACGGGGAACAAAUUUUGAGUGUGAAAGUAAGGAAAGCUUUUUGUCCUGUAAAAGUUGCACAAGGCAACCCAUGUCUGGAGUACAUUAGACAUGUUGUGUUUUCAUGGUUUGGACACUGUGAGGUUCCCGGGAAAGAAGAGAAGAGUUGUGGUAGCAGGACGUUUCACAAGAUGGAAGAGUUCAUCAUUGAUUAUGAAAGUGGUGCUCCGCAUUCCGCUGAGGUGAAGCGGGCUCUUGAAGAAGCACUAAAGAAGAUUAUGAAGACUGUAGGUGCCCACUUCGCCGGCAACAGUAAAGCAAAACAUCUUGCGAAAGCUAUGUAG